Messenger RNA from Schizosaccharomyces cryophilus OY26, 1723 nucleotides. RefSeq lists its product as uncharacterized. Lineage: Eukaryota; Fungi; Ascomycota; Schizosaccharomycetes; Schizosaccharomycetales; Schizosaccharomycetaceae. The transcript has a single exon. The coding region runs from base 1209 to 1634 and encodes 141 amino acids. The record is from RefSeq and is a predicted model, not a curated record.
AAAGAAGGUAAUUAAAAUAGAAUUUAUUUGGAGAAAUAUCGGUAGUUUGGUUCCUUUCGUUAGAAGACAAGUCCACGAGACAUAUUGUCAUACAUUCAUGACCCUUAAAAGUCAAUAUCAUUUAGUGUUCUUUCGAAAACAGAAGAGCAUUCAAGUUCAUAGCCUUGGACCUCACUAAGUUUGGAAAUUACCACCAUACGACAAUUUUCCAAAAGGCUUUUUAACCGGAUUGCAUCUGUUGUGGAGAGUUUUCCAUGCUGAACGAGUUUGAGACUCAAGCCAUCUAAAACCGACAAUGCUCGAAACAUUGGUUCAGGUGCCGGUGGAAAAGCAACAAUCGCAUCAAUAAAAAAGUCCAACCCUCGUAGAAUAGCGUUGACAGCCAAGAAUGAGUCUCUUUGCAUAGGCAUAGCAUCCAGCACUUGAAAGUAUGGCUCGAGAUCACGAAUUAAUUCAUCAAGUGAUUGAAAGCCCCCAGGAUGAAAUCUGCGAAUUUGAUUAGUUACGAUUCAAUCGAACGUUUGCUCAAAAGAGCCUUUCUUGCGUUUACAAGAUCCUACUUUUUUUGAAAGUUUUGAGAAACAUUUAGUAACUGUUCAUCCAAGUAAUCUCUAAGGUGAUUUAGCUGACUUUCACUCAAUUCUUUCAUUAUUACAGGAAAUUGAAGUUGUAUGUAAUAUCAUCGCAGAAAGAGUACAGCAAAGAAACAUCUGCGUGUGCUAGCCAAGGCAAACACCAAGGAUGAAAACAGUAUACUUAAGAAAUCCGAUCAGGGAUUUAUGUUGACGAUUUAAAUAAGCGCUGAAUAUAAGAAGAAUAGAAACAAUUAGUAAAAUGGUUGUUUGCAGUUUCAAGCGUCAUUGGUAAUAAGUAUCCUCAACAAAAUCAGUGCAGAUUGUUUCUUUCAAUACGUUUUAAAGAAUAAUUAUUUUUGGCUGAACGCUAUUCGUUUGAAAGCUACUUGUUCUAUGAACGUUCAUAAAUACGUUACAGAGCAGAACAUGCAUGCUAAAUACUUCGAUGACAGUAUAUAAAUUAUUUUAUUAAAGCAUAAGUCUUGAUUUUUGCGAGGACUUGGAAAUGGUCUGUUUAGUAUGCAAGUUGCUCAAUAACCAAUACAUUAUGCUAAUUUUCAUAAUACUGAAUACACAUGGGUUAUCUCUUUCUUAGCACAGGACUCUGGAUCAUUUGGUUGUUGAAGCUUUUUUAUGGACUUGGGCGCAUCGAUGAGACAAGCCAAAACUUACCAAAGUACCUUUCUUUAUCACCCUUGCCGUUUGUAUACAAUUGGCAAGCAUCAUGGACAUGCCAUGGGUACACGGGUUUGUUUGAAAGGAUAUAGCAAAGACAACCGUAUCUUCGUGUCUUGCGCUAUAAUCCUAAUAGAAACUAGCUACUUAAUAAAUUCAGAUUCAGAUUCAGACUCAGACGAAAAGACCCUCCGAAACUUUGUCAAGACUAGGAGAAUGGACAAGGAGCAUCUAGAUACUACGAUGUAUUCCAAGUUUUGUGGCAAUGUUCUACUCAUUCUACAAUCACUCAUCCAUGCUGUUUUUUGGAUUGGCCCACUUGAUAACCUUGCUACUAGUCUUCAUUUCUUUAUUUUAUUUUUAUUUUAUUUUUUUUGUUUUUAGACUUUCAAGGAUCCUUUUAGUAACCCAAGUAACCCAAAUAAUUAUGAUUCUGAGAGUAACCAAAAGUGAAACGUAAACAGACUUGAAUU